Eubalaena glacialis (North Atlantic right whale) is the source of this 4011-nucleotide messenger RNA. It is a transcript of the gene UBA6, whose product is annotated as ubiquitin like modifier activating enzyme 6. Gene Ontology annotation, molecular function: SUMO activating enzyme activity. Gene Ontology annotation, cellular component: SUMO activating enzyme complex; cytoplasm. NCBI's taxonomy places the organism in Eukaryota, Metazoa, Chordata, Mammalia, Artiodactyla, Balaenidae. The coding region runs from base 42 to 3200 and encodes 1052 amino acids. Gene Ontology annotation, biological process: protein sumoylation. The record is from RefSeq and is a predicted model, not a curated record. The transcript has 33 exons.
CCGCCUCCCAGUAUCCAGCAGCGGCUGCGUCUCGGGAGGCGAUGGAGGGCUCCCAGCCGGUGGCCGGACGUCAGGGGGAAGAGGCGUCCUGCUCCUCCUGGGGGGCCGGCAGUGUGAAUACAAAUUUGCCCAAUAUGCCAACAGAAUCUGUGGAGAUUGAUGAUGCAUUAUACAGUCGACAGAGGUACGUUCUUGGAGACACAGCAAUGCAGAAGAUGGCCAAGUCCCAUGUUUUCUUAAGUGGUAUGGGUGGUCUUGGUUUGGAAAUUGCAAAGAAUCUUGUUCUUGCAGGGAUUAAGGCACUUACCAUUCAUGAUACAGAAGAAUGCCAAGCAUGGGAUCUAGGAACCAACUUCUUUCUCUGUGAAGAUGAUGUUGUUAGUAUGAGAAACAGGGCUGAAGCUGUACUUCAACAUAUUGCAGAAUUAAAUCCAUAUGUUCAUGUCACAUCAUCUUCUAUUCCUUUAAAUGAAACUACCGAUCUUUCCUUCUUAGAUAAAUACCAGUGUGUAGUAUUGACUGAGAUCAAACUAUCAUUGCAGAAGAAGAUCAAUGACUUUUGCCGUUCUCAGUGCCCUCCAAUAAAGUUCAUCAGUGCAGAUAUACAUGGAAUUUGGUCACGGUUGUUUUGUGAUUUCGGUGAUGAAUUUGAAGUUUUAGAUACAACAGGAGAAGAACCAAAAGAGAUUUUCAUUUCAAAUAUAACGCAAGCUAAUCCUGGCAUUGUCACUUGCCUUGAAAAUCGUCCUCACAAACUUGAAACAGGACAAUUCCUAACAUUUCGAGAAAUUAAUGGAAUGACAGGCUUAAAUGGAUCUACACAACAAAUAACUGUGGUAUCACCAUUUUCUUUUAGCAUUGGUGAUACUAGAGAACUGGAACAUUAUUUACAUGGAGGGAUAGCUGUUCAAGUUAAGACUCCUAAAACAUUCUGCUUUGAACCAUUAGAGAAGCAGAUAAAACAUCCAAAGUGCCUUAUUGCGGAUUUUAGCAAACCUGAGGCACCUUUAGAGAUUCACUCAGCCAUGCUUGCCUUGGACCAGUUUCAGGAGAACUAUAGUCGCAAGCCAAAUAUUGGAUGCCAGCAAGAUUCAGAAGAGCUACUGAAACUAGCAACAUCUAUAAGUGAAACCUUGGAAGAGCAGCCUGAAGUAAAUUAUGACAUUGUGCGUUGGCUCUCUUGGACUGCCCAAGGCUUUUUACCCCCACUUGCUGCAGCAGUAGGAGGUGUUGCCAGCCAAGAAGUAUUGAAAGCUGUGACAGGAAAGUUUUCUCCUUUGUGCCAGUGGUUAUAUAUUGAAGCAGCAGAUAUUGUCGAAUCCCUAGGCAAACCUGAACGUGAAGAAUUUCUCCCACGAGGAGAUAGAUAUGAUGCCUUACGAGCCUGCAUUGGAGACACUUUGUGUCGGAAGCUACAAAAUUUGAAUAUCUUUUUAGUAGGAUGUGGAGCCAUAGGCUGUGAAAUGUUAAAAAAUUUUGCUUUGCUAGGUGUUGGCACAGGCAAAGAGAAGGGAAUGGUUACAGUAACAGAUCCUGACUUGAUAGAAAAAUCCAACUUGAAUAGACAGUUCCUAUUUCGUCCUCAUCACAUACAGAAACCUAAAAGCUAUACUGCUGCUGAUGCAACCCUGAAAAUAAAUCCUCAAUUAAAGAUAGAUGCACACUUGAACAAAGUAUGUCCAGCCACUGAGGUGAUUUACAAUGAUGAGUUCUAUACUAAGCAGGAUAUAAUUAUUACAGCAUUAGAUAAUGUGGAAGCCAGGAGAUAUGUAGACAGCCGUUGCUUAGCAAAUCUACGGCCCCUCUUAGAUUCUGGAACAAUGGGCACUAAGGGACACACUGAAGUUAUUGUACCUCAUUUAACUGAAUCCUAUAAUAGUCAUCGGGAUCCCCCAGAAGAGGAAAUACCAUUUUGUACCCUAAAAUCCUUUCCAGCUGCUAUUGAACACACUAUACAAUGGGCAAGAGAUAAGUUUGAAAGUUCCUUUUCCUACAAGCCUUCGUUGUUUAACAAAUUUUGGCAAACCUAUCCAUCUGCAGAAGAAGUCUUAAAGAAGAUACAAACUGGACACAGUUUAGAAGGCUGUUUUCAAGUUAUUAAGUUACUUAGCAAAAGACCUAGAAAUUGGUCCCACUGUGUAGAAUUAGCAAGAUUAAAGUUUGAAAAAUAUUUUAACCAUAAGGCUCUUCAGCUUCUUCACUGUUUCCCUCUGGACACACGAUUAAAAGAUGGCAGUUUGUUUUGGCAGUCACCAAAAAGGCCCCCCUCUCCAUUAAAAUUUGAUCUAAAUGAACCUUUGCACUUCAGUUUCCUUCUGAAUGCUGCAAAAUUAUAUGCUACAGUCUAUUGCAUUCCAUUUACAGAAGAGGACUUAUCAGCAGAUACCCUGUUGAAUAUUCUUUCCGAAGUAAAGAUUCAGGAAUUCAAACCUUCCAACAAGGUUGUUCAAACAGAUGAAACUGCAAGGAAACCAGACCAUGUUCCUGUUAGCAGUGAAGAUGAGAGGAAUGCUGUUUUCCAACUGGAAAAGGCUAUUUCAUCUAGUGAAGCUACCGCAAGUGACCUUCAGAUGGCAGCGCUUUCAUUUGAAAAAGAUGAUGAUCGUAAUGGACACAUAGAUUUCAUCACAGCUGCAUCAAAUCUUCGUGCCAAAAUGUAUAACAUUGAACCAGCUGACCGUUUGAAAACAAAACGCAUAGCAGGUAGAAUUAUACCUGCUAUAGCAACAUCCACUGCUGCAGUUUCUGGCUUGGUUGCAUUGGAGAUGAUCAAAGUAGCUGGUGACUAUCCAUUUGAAGCUUACAAAAAUUGUUUCUUUAACUUAGCCAUUCCAAUUAUAGUGUUUACAGAGACAUCUGAAGUAAGAAAAACUGAAAUCAGAAAUGGAAUAUCAUUUACAAUUUGGGACAGAUGGAUUAUACAUGGAAAAGAAGAGUUCACCCUCUUGGAUUUCAUAAAUGCAGUCAAAGAGAAGUACGGAAUUGAGCCAACAAUGGUGGUACAGGGAGUCAAAAUGCUUUAUGUUCCUGUAAUGCCUGGUCAUGCAAAAAGAUUGAAGUUAACAAUGCAUAAACUUGUGAAACCUUCUACUGAAAAGAAAUAUGUGGAUCUUACUGUGUCAUUUGCUCCAGAUACUGAUGGAGAUGAAGAUUUACCUGGACCUCCAGUAAGAUACUACUUUAGUCAUGACACUGAUUAACAGAAGUUGUCUUAAAUUUAGGACUACUUGAUUUUGGAAAGAAUGCACUUAUUCAGGAGCUUAAAAAGUCAGCUCAUAACGCUAUGGAUUUCUCUUUGAUGAAGCCUUAAUUUAAGGGAAACAUCAGUAAAAAACUACAGUGAAGAAUUGUAAAGCAUUUUGAAGCAUAGUAUACACAUGUGUAGUGCUUCAUAUGUGGAUGUGCUCACAAGCAACUUCAAACUGGAAUGCUGUUUUACAAUGCUUACCAAAAAAUUGUGUAUUAACCUCUUUGGAUGAAAAGAAGGAAAAAAAUAUGUAUCUAAGACCAGAAGAAAUAAAAGAUCAAGAAAUUGAAAAUAACAAAUGCAACUAUCCAACAAGUUUAAUCCCAUUUUAUGAAAUUCUUUUUGUUUAGUAUUUGAGGCCCAUUUUUCUAUACAAACAGUGUUUGGCUCCCUGCACCUCUCAUGAUGAGGCUUUGAAUUUAACACCAAUGGAGGAGGGAUGGUAGCAGUGGAUGAAGAGUAGUUACUCUUAAAACUUUAAAAGUUACAGUUUACUGACAUGUUACCUCUGCUGAUUUAACCAGAGUUUGUUAUAUCACUGUCUCCCCAAAAUCAGGAUCUUUUCUGAUAGCAUCAGUGUUGUAAGUCAUGAGCACAUCAGAUGACAGGUGUUAACUGGGACUAAAUGUUAAUAAUAGCAUAUGGACUCUGACAACCUGCUUAGAGAAUCCAUGAAUGUGAACAGAUAAAUAUGGCUAGUCAUUUGAUUCUUUAGUAUGCCUUCUAGUGUGGCUAUUUUAUUUAUUUGGAACUCUAAACCUGAU